Tachysurus vachellii is the source of this 3789-nucleotide messenger RNA. It is a transcript of the gene igfbp3, whose product is annotated as insulin-like growth factor binding protein 3. The coding region runs from base 224 to 1129 and encodes 301 amino acids. The record is from RefSeq and is a predicted model, not a curated record. Gene Ontology annotation, cellular component: extracellular region. Lineage: Eukaryota; Metazoa; Chordata; Actinopteri; Siluriformes; Bagridae. Gene Ontology annotation, molecular function: fibronectin binding; insulin-like growth factor II binding; insulin-like growth factor I binding. The transcript has 4 exons. Gene Ontology annotation, biological process: regulation of insulin-like growth factor receptor signaling pathway.
GUUCCCAGCAAAUCAGACUUACAGAUGGAGAGACCUCGCCGCUCCACCGGGUACUACGCUCGAGUUAAACCCGACGCGACAUCCCGAUCCUCCCCGGUGCUGACAUUUAGCGGCUUGUGUUGACUUCCUAAGGGCACAGCAUUUACCCGUCAAAAGGCGCUCUCAUACCGAUCACUGUUCCAUCGUCGCCCCCAUACACACCUACCCCAGUGUGCAGGUCAUCAUGAAGCCCUUAUUCCGGUCUAUUCGGCUUGGCUCGAUGGCGGCUCCGCGGGCACUCUGGCUGACGGCGCUGUUUGCGGCUCUUGCCCGCACGGUGCAUGCUGCGGGGCCCGUGGUGCGCUGUGAGCCGUGUGACGCCGGUGCUCUCGGCCAGUGCAAGCCGCUGCCACGUGACUGCGCUGAGCGGGUGCGCGAGCCGGGCUGCGGCUGCUGUCUGACGUGUGCGCUGCGUGAGGGCCAGGAGUGCGGCGUGUACACGGGACGAUGCGGCUCCGGACUGCGAUGUCAACACCGGCCUGGUGAGAACAAACCCCUGCUGGCGCUGCUGGAGGGAAGGGGUGUGUGCACCAAAGCCAGGGACAGAAAUCUAUCGAGAGUCGAUGACUCAGGUCACCCUGUUGAGGAUCAUCUGCAUACCACCACCAUUGCAACAGUCAUCAAGCGCACUGAGGUGGCGCAGGACACUGCGACAGGUUCGGGGGUUGGAGAGGGCUUGCAUAGAACAGCUGAGCUGGAGACUAAAGGGCCUCUGCUGAACACUAAGCUCGGCAUGAUCCAGAUGGAGGAGUUUAAGCAAAGCCAGAUCUACAAAGUGGAGCCAGUGACCAAUGGAGUCCACUCUGAUAGCCACAAUUUCAGCCUGGAAACCAAAAGAGAGACUGAGUAUGGCCCAUGUCGCAGAGAGAUCGAAAGCAUUUUGAAGAGUUUUAAGAUUUCCAGAGUGAUAAUCCCUCGAUUUAUUCGCAUUCCAAACUGUGACAGGAAGGGCUUCUACAAGAAGAAACAGUGUCGUCCAUCCAAAGGCCAUAAACGUGGUCUCUGUUGGUGUGUGGACAAAUAUGGACAGCCUGUGCCAGGCUAUGAGAGAAAAGACCAUAAUAAGUGUUUCAACCUGGAAAAGAAAUGAGAAACGCAGGAGAGACUGAAGGAAAUUUGGAGAGGGAGGAAGAUCCCCUCUGAAUGGUAGGAAUCAACAGUGAAAAGGGGGAAAGGGAGAUUUUUAAAGGCGGUGCCCUAUUUCCGAGCACCCCACAUAUGCACCGGAGCAGGGACUCAUCAGGUCACUUUCACACAUCAGGGGAGUAGAGAGAGGGGGCAGGAGAAGGGAGGGGAAGAUCUGCGCUAUUCUAUUUUUAUUAUAGCCCAGUGAGGGCACCAUUUGGAUUACAUUAACAAAAGAAAUGUUUAAAUUACACUUUGGGCUUCAUUAUCUUUUGGUUAUGACUGACAGCUUCUUUAGUAUAUGAGUUCGACUGAAGUGUCCCUUUCUCUUUCUGGUGAAAUGAAACGCCUUGAGUAAAUCACUGCCAUGACUAUCACUGUCUCUCUUGUAGCAUUGCGUCCUGUCUCUGCCCUUCUGGUGUAAGACUGUUUGAGAUGGGCAUGCUCAGUAGUGUUGGCCUGCUCUUGCCAUUGGCUCCAUCAGAAGCACAAGCACUUGAUGCACUUUGGUCCCUCACUGAACAACUACCCCAUUCUAUUACAGUAGCCAUAUGUUACAACACGCCUAAGAGCAUUAUGAAAGUGUUUAAAUUUUACGCUAUUCUAGGACCUAUUAAUCACGCUGAAGGACUUUUUUUCCAAAAAAAGUCAUUACAGUGUUUCUUUUUUGUUUUGUUUUGUUGUGUUGUCAUUGUAGUUAUUUUCUUUUAUUUACUGCAUAUGCGAUCAUUUGCUGAUUUAUGCCCAGUUUAACCAUGUAGAAAAAUAACUACUUGACUUUCUGAUACAUGUUUUCAUCUUUUUUUUUUGUUAUUCAGCUGGAGGAUUGGAGAUUUAGCAAAGCUACAGCAUGCAGCAUGCUUCGAGUUAGAUUCCAAAUGUAUAUAAUACACAACUUCUAUUUAAUGCACUAAAAUACAUCUCAGAGCACUUCCCAGUUCCUAGUGCUGAAAAUGUCGACCGUGUCAUAUCGUAGACAUCUUGUGCAAUUCCUAAAACAAUUGCACAAACUGCACAAUUAUAUUUUUGAGUUUUUAGUGAAAAAAAAAAAGAAAAUCAGCAAUAUCUAGCAUUGCUAUCUAGCAUUACUCCAAAGCUUGAUAUUGAUCACUCAAUAAUCAAAAUUUGACAAAUAAUGAUUAUUGUUUAGUGCUCUGUCUCUUUAAACACUGUCUAGUUACUUCACCCAAAAUAAUAGCUAACAGAUCAGCUCAGUAACCCUGAUUAGCUUUGAAUUAUAUUGCAGUAAGGAUGAUGGGAUUAUUUUUUUUCCUUUGUCUAACCUCCUGUGAAAAGACUUGAAAUAUUGAUGGUGCCAGAGAGGUAUCCUCACUCCCAGUAGCUCAGUAGUACAGAAUCAGCCAAAAGCUUGACCCCUCAACACCCUCCCAAAAAAAAAUGUACAAAAUAUAUGUAAAUAUUUAUUCAAACAAUAUACAAAAAAGACUUAAAAGACAUGUUGGUGCUACACCUUGAAGAGUAUAACAAAGUACAAAAUGGUUGUCUCCUUGAGGUUGUGUCAUUUCUAUAUAGCUAGAUAUAUGUUUUGGGUUUAUUUUUUUUUCCUGGCCAGCUUUGUGUCUGCAAAGGCAUGUGAACCUUAAAAUAUUGAAGUUAUUUAUCUAAGAAAAGCAUAUAAGCUCAUCCUUUUCUCUCUUUUUUGAGGAUUAAGUGACUCACUGAUUGCACAACGGCUAAUAGUUAGAACUCAACAUAUUUUGGGAAUAUAAUCACUAAUGAGUUUUUAGAUAUUAUGUCAAUAGUGCAUUGUACAAAAUUACAAUUAAGAGAUAAUUCUGUCCUCGGUUAGGUUGCAAGACGUCUUCAGGUUUUAACGGCUAGUUCUAAGCAAAAGUCGGUCUGAGGCUUAGAAAGAUUCAAGCUUAUUCGCUUCAAAUUAAGCUAAAACUACAUGUUAAAAUUAAUCUGAGUGCCACUCUUAACCUUUCUGGGGCCUGAAGCAGAAUUCUUCUAUCUUUAUUCCAAUUUCUCUUUCUGUUCUGUAAAUCAACUUUGAUUAUGAAUACAUCCAUAAUGUAUAGGUACAUAAUGUAAUGUACCUUAUGUAGUUAAUCUGUUAUCUGUCUUUUUUUUUUUUUUUAGCAUGGAGGCAGAAAUUCAUAUGAAUAAUUAUGGAUAAUGGUAGUAUGGCAAUAAACCAACAUUAGAUAUAUACUAAUACUAAGCUAAAUAAUAAUGAGCAAUAUUAGCAUGGCAGGCCCCAGGGGUGGUGAAGGGGGAACUGCAGAACUUGAAAAUUAUACAUAUAGGAAGGACCAGCACUGGUCAUGCUAAGCUACUUUUUAAAAGCUCCACCAUGGCUUAUAUUAAAGCUAAUGCAAAGUUGAGUUAAGAAAAAUAAUAACUUGCCCUUCCUCAUUCUGUUGUGCAAUGUUAGGGCCACUUAUAGCCGCAAGUCACUUUUAAGGAUCUCUCCAUUCACGGGUAAUUGUUCUUUUUUUUUAUCAUUUUGAAAGAAUUUUGAUUUGUUAAAAAAGCUUUUCAUGUUACUAAAAUAAAUAUUACACAACUAUGCCUUUCUUUAAGAAAGGAAAAUGGUUUUGUGCAUAUAUGAUUUGUAUUUAAUGUAUUUUUUAAAAUAAAAAUAAACACUAUUUUAAUGUA